Melitaea cinxia (Glanville fritillary) is the source of this 2590-nucleotide messenger RNA. RefSeq names its product translocation protein SEC63 homolog (gene Sec63). Gene Ontology annotation, biological process: post-translational protein targeting to endoplasmic reticulum membrane; SRP-dependent cotranslational protein targeting to membrane. The coding region runs from base 208 to 2487 and encodes 759 amino acids. Gene Ontology annotation, molecular function: RNA binding; transmembrane protein transporter activity. NCBI's taxonomy places the organism in Eukaryota, Metazoa, Arthropoda, Insecta, Lepidoptera, Nymphalidae. The transcript is spliced from 12 exons. Gene Ontology annotation, cellular component: Sec62/Sec63 complex. The record is from RefSeq and is a predicted model, not a curated record.
AUACCUACAUAUGUCAAUGUCAAUGUUUGGCAGUGUUGCGCAGUGUAUAAAAACCCUCUGUGUUAGUAAAUGGAAAGCAACUUAAUGCUAAAUUGAGUAAAUUGUAAAUGAGUAUAUGACACGUCAGGCUACUCGUUGUUCUUGCGCGCUCAUCUAGCGCCUUAGAUAAAUUUUCUUAUUUAAAACGUAUAAUGUAAAUUAUUUAAUAUGGGUGGACAAAAAUUUGAAUAUGAUGAAAGUGGAGCGACAUACUUUUACUUUGUUUUAUCAUUCCUAGCUCUAAUAUUGGUGCCGGCGACAUUUUAUUAUUGGCCAAGAAAAAGGAAAGAAGAUCCAGCAAAACAAGCAGAACAAUGCCAGUGUCCACAAUGCAAACAGAAAAAAAUAAUUAUAGAACAGUCCCAACCAUACAAAAAGGUCAAAAAUUUCUUUAUCAUGCUAGCAAUUAUAUCAGGAUGGUUACUGUUUGCCUUUAUUGCUAUGAAAGUGUCACAAUUUGAUUAUGAGAUGUCUAAUUUUGAUCCUUAUGAAAUAUUGGGAUUACCUCCUGGAGCAACACAAGGUGAAAUUAAAAAGUCUUAUAGGAAACAAUCUUUAAUACUUCACCCAGAUAAGGAAACAGGAGAUGAGAAAGCUUUUAUGAGAUUAACUAAAGCAUAUCAAGCUCUCACUGAUGAUGAAGCAAGGCGUAAUUGGGAGAAAUAUGGUAAUCCUGAUGGUCCUGGAGCUAUGAGUUUCGGUAUUGCCUUACCUAGUUGGAUUGUAGAAAAGGAGAACAGUGUUUGGGUUCUCGGACUCUAUGCUCUAGUGUUUAUGGUUGCAUUACCUACUGCUGUUGGUACAUGGUGGUAUCGCUCAAUCCGGUUUUCAGGGGAACAAGUAUUGUUAGAUACAACACAAAUGUAUUUCUACUUCUGCCACAAGACACCUUCCAUGCCUUUGAAGAGAGCUCUCAUGAUUUUAGCAGCAUCUUGUGAAUUUGAUAGACGCCAUAAUUCAGAAAUUAUUGAAAGAAUAACUGAUAAUGAAGAAGUUCCUAUGUUACUACGUGAACUGCCAAAUUUGGGUGAAAAGAAUAAGGAACAACCUCUGUGUCGUCCGUACAGUAUAAAGGCUCGAGCUUUGCUGCAUGCCCAUCUGCUUCGUAUGAGCUUACCUCAAGACACACUAGAAGUCGAUCGUCGGUACAUCGUGUCGCGUUGUCCUGAUCUCAUUGUAGAGAUGGUGAACUGUGUUAAUCAGCUGAUUGCACUUGCGUAUGCUAGAAGAAUCCCUCGUUUACCAACUAUUGGAACAAUUGAAAAUGUUAUGAAGCUAUCACCAAUGAUUGUCCAGGGUCUAUGGGAAAAAAAAUCGCCUUUAUUACAACUGCCUUAUAUAACAGAUGAUCACUUAAAGUACUUUGUGAGCCGUAAAAAGCCUGUCAAGUCUUUGCUGCAACUUGCUCAACUAACUGGUGAAGAUAGAAGACAUGUCUUGAGGUUUUUAAAUGAUAAACAGUAUGAGGAUGUAGUGAAAGUGUUAGGCAAUAUGCCUUAUAUUCACUUCCAAGUGAACACUGAAGUAAUUGAUGAUGAGAACUCAACGGUAGUGACAGCGGGCGCCAUAGUUACUGUAACAGUUUUCCUACGUAGAACUAACAUGAAAGAGCUCUUUGGGGAUACAAGUGUAAAGGAAAAGAAUACAAUGAAGAAUGAUGAACAGGGUGGUGGAGAGAAUGGAGAAAAUGACAAAAACGAAAAAACCGAAAAGAACGACAAGAAGGACAGUCAGAAGCGACCAGUUUGGAUGAAACAAAAGAAACAUGUUCCGGCUAAGAAGGGUAAAAAAGCAGCGCCAAAGCAGGCUAAGGCCGCGCCAGCAACCGCCCCCACUCCUAACCCCCCGCCCGCGACCGCUGAGAAAACCAAGGAAAAAGACCCAAAGAAAAAAGACGAGGAAGGUCAAGGUGAUGAAUCCGACGAGGGUAGUUCCGACGAGUCGAGGUCGUACAGCGAAGGAUCGGGCGACGAGUCGCGCGACAAGUCGUCGCCGGACGCUGAGGACGACGACCAGUGGGAAAAGUUCCAGAAACGGAUACAAAAACGCGAACGACUCGAGGGACGCUCAAAAAGCUCGCAUCCAGUGCACUGUCCUUAUUUCCCGUUGGAGAAGCAGGAGUACUGGUGGUGCUACAUCUGCGACCGCAAGUCCAACACGCUGCUGACGGCGCCGGCGCACGUGACGGCGCUGGUGGACGCGCACGAGCUGCAGCUGCGCUUCACGGCGCCGCGCUGGCCCGGCCUCUACACCUUCGCCUGCUGCCUGCGCUCCGAUUCGUAUAUAAAAAUGGAGCAGGAGCAAGAUAUUAAGUUAGACGUGAAAGGCGCUGCCGCAGUACCUGCAGAGCACCCGCAAUGGGAUAUUAGCGAUUCAGACUCGGAAAAUAACGAUGAGGGCGCCAACGAAAGUGAGUUUACAACAGACGACGAGGUGGAAGAGGAGUAAAAAAAUAAUAAGUUAUUUUUAUAGAGUUUUUAAUAAGGUGUAUGUGGAAUAAACUUGUUGUAUGGUUUGUGAACGGUUGAAUAUAGUAACUUUUAUAUUCAAA